Messenger RNA from Carassius auratus (goldfish), 2812 nucleotides. RefSeq names its product beta-glucuronidase-like. Bases 35 to 1951 code for a protein of 638 amino acids. Gene Ontology annotation, biological process: carbohydrate metabolic process. The record is from RefSeq and is a predicted model, not a curated record. Gene Ontology annotation, molecular function: carbohydrate binding; beta-glucuronidase activity. The transcript has 12 exons. Lineage: Eukaryota; Metazoa; Chordata; Actinopteri; Cypriniformes; Cyprinidae.
UGAGUGUAAAUAGCAGACCGUCGAGCAGCGCGUGAUGGGUUUAACCGGAGCGAUUCUGGCGCUUCUGGCCGCUCUGUGCGGUGUGUGUCAGUCGCUGCAGGGUGGGAUGCUGUUCCCCACGGAGUCUCCCUCCAGAGAAGUGAAGGACGUGAGCGGCUUGUGGCGGUUCCGAGCGGAUCUGUCCCCGGAGCGGAACCGCGGAUUCGAGCAGCAGUGGUUCAAGCGUCCUCUGGCGGAGACAGGGCCUGUUAUUGACAUGCCGGUGCCGUCCAGCUACAAUGACAUCACACAAGACGCCAAGAUCCGUGAUUUCACUGGCUGGGUGUGGUAUGAGAGGGACGUAUGGGUGCCGUCGCGCUGGAUCCAGGACCGGGGAACACGGAUCGUGCUCCGAGUGGGAAGCGCUCACUAUUACUCAAUGCUUUGGGUGAACGGGGUCAAUGUGAGCGAGCACGAGGGCGGUCAUCUCCCGUUUGAGGCGGACAUCAGCGCCGUUCUGCGGCAGACGAACGGGAACCCGUGCCGAAUCACCAUCGCUGUGAACAACACUUUAACUCUAGAGACGCUUCCACCGGGAACCAUCCAGUACAUGAACGACCGCACCAGAUACCCCGCUGGAUACUUCGUCCAGAACACUAACUUUGAUUUCUUCAACUACGCUGGAAUACACCGACCGGUCCUGCUGUACACCACACCCACGGCGCACAUUGAUGACAUCACACUGGAGACCAGCUUCUCAGACAACAUCGGGCUGGUCAGUUUUAACGUGUCCGUGUUGGGCAGCUCUAAACCCGCUGUGAAAGUCACGCUCUCGGCUCACGACGGCAGACGUGUGGCUUCGGCCGACGGCUCCAGAGGAGUCCUCAAAGUCUCUGACGUUAACCUCUGGUGGCCGUAUCUGAUGCACGAGAACCCGGCGUACCUUUACUCCAUGGAGGUUCAGGCGACAGCGGAGGACGGACAGACGGAUGUCUACACUCUUCCGGUGGGGAUUCGCACCGUUAAAGUCACCAGCACACAGUUCCUCAUCAACAACAAGCCGUUUUACUUCCACGGGGUCAACAAACACGAGGACGCAGACAUCCGAGGGAAAGGCUUCGACUGGCCUCUGCUGGUGAAGGACUUUAAUCUGAUGAAGUGGAUGGGAGUGAACUCGUUCCGCACCAGUCACUAUCCGUACGCCGAGGAGAUCCUGCAGACGGCCGACCGGCACGGCAUCGUCAUCAUCGACGAGUCGCCUGGAGUGGGAAUCAAAGACAUACGCAGUUUCGGGAACGUGUCUCUGGUUCAUCACCUGAGGGUCAUGGAGGAGCUGGUGCGGCGUGAUAAGAAUCAUCCGUCUGUGGUCAUGUGGUCUGUGGCCAAUGAGCCGGCGUCAGAGAUGCCCCCCGCCGGACUCUACUUCAAGGAACUGGUGUCUCAUACGAAAUCUCUGGAUUCGUCGCGUCCCGUCACGUACAUCACAGACAGCAACUAUGCCAGAGAUCUCGGGGCUCCGUAUGUGGACGUCAUCUGUGUGAACAGCUAUCUGUCGUGGUAUCAUGACCCGGGUCACACAGAGAUCAUCAGUCUUCAGCUCAACACUCAGUUUGAUGACUGGUACGGGAAAUACCAGAAGCCCAUCAUCCAGAGCGAGUACGGAGCGGACGCCGUGCCCGGAUUACACAGCGAUCCACCCAUGAUGUUCACGGAGGAGUAUCAAACCACCGUCCUGCAGAACUACCACAGCGUGUUCGACCGGAAGAGGAAGGAGUUCCUGAUCGGAGAGCUGAUCUGGAACUUCGCCGACUUCAUGACGGCUCAAACCAUCACUCGAGUGGUUGGGAAUAAGAAGGGAGUCUUGACCCGGCAGCGUCAGCCCAAAGCCGGAGCGUUUCUGCUGCGAGAGCGAUACUGGAGGAUCGCCAAUGAGACGUGUCGGCCCGCUCUCCAUGAGCCGGAUCAGCUGUGAGGGGAAACCAGGUUUAUCAGGAGGAAGUGCCUUAUGUGUGCCACACUGAGGAUCACAGCUGUAUGUUCUUCAUAGAGACACUCAAUUUUUUAUUAAAUUGUUUUCUUUUAAAAGUCCUGAAUGCAGCAACACUAUUAAACUGGAGCAGGAAUGUUUUCUCUUAAACGUGCCUUUUUUUUUUUCCAGCGUCUGGGAUUCAUAUUGUGAACGUUUGAUAACCAGUGAACAUGUCCAGGUCACAUUUCACCUCCGUUAAAAUAAAUAACAUUUCGUUUAAAGACCAUUUAGUCUAUUUUAGGACCAGCAAGAUUUUUUUUUUUACAUGAUUUACAUUAUAAUUAAAACACAUUUUCUCCCCAAAUUCAUUACUGUAAUGCUAUAAAGUUGUUUAUAUAUAAUUUUGAUAUUUGUUGUUUGCCUAGAUGCAGAUAUGUAAUGUUUUUUAUGUAUUACAGUAAUAACAUUAUUCCAUGAGAACCUAAUAAAGAUCAAUUGAGAAUGAGAAUUGCAAAAAAAAAAUUAAGAAAAAAUUUAAUGAUCAUAAAAAAGUCAAAAUAAAUAAAUAAAAAAUAUAAAUAUAUUUUCUUUUUUUUUUUCUGGUGAAAUGUGACCAGGAUGUGUUUUCUUCCCACUGGCAGUAGUUAAGUAAACUGUCUACUUUAUUAUAUAUUUUAAUCAACUUCUAAUAAUUGGCUCCAGUAUUUCUCAUUUUGAGGCAUGUGUGUAAAUGACCAGCUUAUGAUUUUUAUGAGAGUGUACUUUACUUUAAUUACUUCAUAAACAAUGAAUGAAUCCUUUGUUCGUGGACAUUCCAGACAUUCCCGAGUGAUGUCAUCAAAAUAAAUGGCAUUCCAACAAGAU